This is a messenger RNA of Rotaria socialis, 1359 nucleotides long. The record is from the annotation of a GenBank genome assembly. Lineage: Eukaryota; Metazoa; Rotifera; Eurotatoria; Philodinida; Philodinidae.
AUGUUUCAUUUUCCACUACCAACAGACAAAAUACUACCCGAAAAAAUUGAAUGCAAAUCACCACAAUUCAAUCGUAUCAAUCAAACAAUUCUUGAUUGCAUUAAAGGAUCACUUGUUGGUCUAGUGGUAGGUGAUAUGGUGGAGGCUAGUACUGAAUAUGUACAUGAUUCACCACUUGGCAAUAGAUCUACAAGAAAACGGAAUCUUGAGUUAGGUCAAUGGACUGGGAGCACAUCAAUGGCGAUAUGUCUUGCGUCUUCUCUCAUAACUCAACGUACAUUUAAUCCCUACGAUCAAUUAGUUCGUUACAAAUGGUGGUAUAAAUAUGGAUACUUGUCACCGACAGGGAACUGCUUCGAUAUUGACAAUGUCAUGCGUGAUUCACUCGAUGAAUUUUGUCGUCGCCAGACUGAUUUGAACGUUUUUUAUGGAUAUCUUACAGAGGAUAAACUCGACAGUUUACCGAAUGACGAAAUUGUUCGAUCAGCAGGAUUUGAUCUGAAUUGUAGCCGACAAGGUGUUCACGGAAGUGCAGCUCUUGUACGCCUUGCUCCUAUCCCGCUACUAUAUUAUCGAACACCAGCUGUGGCCGUUGAACUUUCAGGAUUAUCGGCACGUCUUACUCAUGGUGAUGAUAGAAUAGUUGAUGUAUGCAGAUAUUUUGGGGCACUGAUGACUGCUGCUAUUCGUGGCGAGUCCAAAGAAGCAUUACUUAGUCAUCGAUUUUAUGAUGAUCAUCGAGAUUGGUUUGAUUGGAAAGAUAUUCAUCCAAGCAUACGUUCUGUUGUGCUUGGAUCUUAUAAACAAAGAUUCGAUCCUAGAAAUGGUGUUCGUCCUACAAAUGAUAUCAUUGAGACGCUCGAAACAGUUUUGUAUACAUUCUGGACUGAUUGCAAUUCUUUUCAAAAAGGCCUACUUGAUUCCAUUAGUCUUAAUCCUAAUAUGAAAAACAUAGCAGCUAUCUAUGGUCAACUUGCAGGUGCCUAUUAUGGUUAUAAUCGCAUUCCAACGCAAUGGAUACAGCAGAUGUAUGCACAGAAAUUAAUCCUGAACACUGCUGAGUGGUUGUAUUUUCUGUCAGAUCGUACUACGUUCGGUCUUGGAAAAUCGAACGAAAUUCAAAAAAGCGUGAUAUCUCCAUCGAGAUGGCAAUCAUCGAACCUUGUCGAAGUUGUUACACAAAAACAUAUUCAUCCAAAGAUGAUCAUUGACAAGGUGGAAAAGCAACAUGAUUCUAGCUAUGUUAUUCUUCCGAAGUUGAUGAGAACUGCUGUUUCUACUCCGAAAAGCUUCCAUCGAAAAAAGUACACCCCUAUUCAUGUUUCACCGUGGGAUUGGUUCCGACCAGCAAAUCGGUGA